AUGACAGGGAAGUUCGACUGGCCCUCCGUAUCCAUCGUUCUGUGUUCCUUAUUCGUGGUGUCCGCCGGAGCGAUCGAUUGCUUCAAGUGUGUCUCGCACAACGGGGAUAACCCGGCUUGUGAAGAUCCGUUUCAUCACAACUACACGACCGAACUAUUGCACCAGCCGUGUCUCGCUGGCCGGAAAAGUCGUGAGGGUCUCUUCCCAGCCACCGCUUGCGUCAAGAUAACGGGAACGUUCGAAGACUCCGGUGAAUCGAUGGUGGUACGGACCUGCGCUCUCGACUCCGGAACGUUGACAGUCGACACCGAGCUGGUUCGCAUGUCUCACUGCGGCAGUUUCUACUUCGACGAUCGCUACGUGCGAGGCUGCGUGGUCAGCUGUAUGACAGACGCUUGUAAUUCUACGUGGUCGCGGCGACCCUCGGCUCUUAUGCAAUUGAUCAUUGUCGCAAUAAUUUUGAUGUCUUGCUGA
This is a messenger RNA of Galendromus occidentalis (western predatory mite), 474 nucleotides long. RefSeq lists its product as uncharacterized. The record is from RefSeq and is a predicted model, not a curated record. The transcript has 3 exons. Gene Ontology annotation, biological process: positive regulation of voltage-gated potassium channel activity; sleep; regulation of synaptic transmission, cholinergic. The coding region runs from base 1 to 474 and encodes 157 amino acids. Lineage: Eukaryota; Metazoa; Arthropoda; Arachnida; Mesostigmata; Phytoseiidae.